Puntigrus tetrazona (Sumatra barb) is the source of this 1367-nucleotide messenger RNA. It is a transcript of the gene hvcn1, whose product is annotated as hydrogen voltage-gated channel 1. Gene Ontology annotation, molecular function: voltage-gated proton channel activity. Gene Ontology annotation, cellular component: plasma membrane. NCBI's taxonomy places the organism in Eukaryota, Metazoa, Chordata, Actinopteri, Cypriniformes, Cyprinidae. Gene Ontology annotation, biological process: proton transmembrane transport. The record is from RefSeq and is a predicted model, not a curated record. The transcript is spliced from 6 exons. Bases 185 to 871 code for a protein of 228 amino acids.
AUGUCACUUCCUUCGAGCUGCAUCCUGUGCAGAGGAUCACGUUCAGAUCUGGAGGAGAGGCGGAGUUUAGGGUCAAAGUUUUCACAGAAUUCGGAUAGCUGCUCCCAAAAGCCGAGACCGCUUGCCUCCAGAGACACGGCUUCCUCCACAGAACAGCGCUCGGCUCAUGUGACCCCGGGGAAAAAUGUCCCGUUUUCUGAGGCAUUUCACGGCGGUGGGUGAUCAGCAGAACAGCGCGUCUCCGUGGCACGACGAGGAGCCGCACGACGCCAGUGAAGACCUGGAGCUGGCCACCGGACCACACCUGGGGCAGGUCAGCUUCAGGGACUCGCUCCGCCGCCUCUACAGCACUGAGAGGUUCCAGAUCGUCGUUGUUUGCUUGGUCGUCUUGGAUGCCAUUUUCGUUCUGUGCGAGCUGCUGAUCGACUUGUCUAUCAUUCAAGCAGAUCAUCACAGAAUCGCUCCGCAGGUAUUCCACUAUCUCAGCCUCGCCCUUCUCACCUUCUUCAUGGUGGAGCUGUCUGGAAAGAUUUACGCCUAUGGAUUAGAAUUCCUCCACCAUAAGUUUGAGGUGUUUGACGGCAUCGUGGUGGUGGUGUCUUUCAUCCUGGACAUUGUGUAUAUCUCGAAGGAAGAUGCAUUUGAUGCCAUGGGGCUUCUGAUCUUGCUCCGGUUGUGGAGAGUGGCCAGGAUCAUAAAUGGGAUCAUAGUGUCUGUGAAAAAUCGUGCCCAUCACAAGGUUCAGAAAGUGAAGGAGAUUAAUGAAAAACUUGUUCAUCAAGUCAACGAACUUCAAGAGCGGAACACAAAAAUGGAUCAAGAAAUCGCGAGGCUUUGUGCAAUCCUGAAACAGAACGGCGUUGAAUUCUGACGCUCGGCGCUACUCGUUAAACACAUCACAACAUGAGGCUGAGUUUAAGAUCGAUCUCGUCUGUUCAUUGCCUAUGAAAUGUGAAGAAGGUCAUGUUACGUUGUGAUGUGUUUAUUCCCCGGCAGAUAUAUAACAGAACACAUAAAGGAGAGGCUUUUUAAAGCCAGUGACUCAUGUAGGUCAAAUUAUACAAAAAGGGAAAUCUAUAAACUCCCCGGGUUAUAUGUACUGGAAUAUUAAACUUGCCUCAAUAGAUGAUUGAUUGAUUUUUAUUCUGAAUCACUAUUUUCCAAAAUCACUAUCAGUGUUGUUGUUUUAUCAAUGAAGGGUAUAUUUAAUGUUUUCUUGUAAAAUGUGAAUGUGUUCGAGCAACUGGAAGCUAUGCGAUAAAUAUCAUUUUGUAUAGAUAUGAAAUAUUAAGAGCAACAUAUCCGUCUGUCCGAUGAACUGGUUUAAUAAAAGUAGUAGUACUUCACUACUAGUUAAAAAAAGUGAA